This is a messenger RNA of Gavialis gangeticus (Gharial), 1567 nucleotides long. RefSeq names its product calcium binding protein 1 (gene CABP1). The transcript is spliced from 7 exons. Lineage: Eukaryota; Metazoa; Chordata; Crocodylia; Gavialidae. Gene Ontology annotation, molecular function: calcium ion binding. The record is from RefSeq and is a predicted model, not a curated record. The coding region runs from base 293 to 970 and encodes 225 amino acids.
CUCACUCUUUCUCUUCCUCUCUCUCCCUUUCUUUCUUUCUUUCUUUCUUUCUUUCUAUUUCUUUCCCUCCCUCUCCUUCCUGCUUCAUCUCUUCAAGAAAGUGAACAUAAAGUAAAAACAGAAAGAGAGAGAGAGGCAGAGAGAAAAAGCUCCCUGAAGAGGGAAGCCCCAGCAGCCAAUAGCUGUUUGGAUUUCACUGGCGCUGCCUUUCUUGCUUUGCUCCCAAGGAAUACCUUUAAUGGAAUCAAUUGCUUCGGUUUCUUUGUAACAAGUCCACCGGAAAGGCAGACUUAUGGGCAACUGUGUGAAGUCUCCACUGAGAAACCUCUCAAAAAAGAUCCGGCAUGAGGAGAAGACGUGCUAUAAAGCUGUCCAGACGAGCGAGGAGGGGCCGUCGGCCUGCGAGUACCAGGGUCCACUCAUGGUGCUAGCCCAGAACUGCGCCGUCAUGCACAACCUGCUGGGGCCCGCAUGCAUCUUCCUGAGGAAGGGCUUCGCAGAAAACAGGCAGCCUGACAGAGAACUGCGACCAGAAGAAAUUGAAGAACUACGAGAAGCCUUCAAGGAGUUUGAUAAAGACAAGGAUGGGUUUAUUAACUGCAGGGACCUGGGGAACUGCAUGCGCACCAUGGGCUACAUGCCUACUGAGAUGGAGCUCAUAGAGCUUUCCCAGCAGAUCAAUAUGAACCGUGGCCAUGUGGAUUUUGAAGACUUUGUGGAGCUCAUGGGACCAAAGCUUCUGGCAGAAACUGCAGAUAUGAUUGGUGUGAAGGAACUACGUGAUGCCUUCAGAGAGUUUGACACCAAUGGUGAUGGAGAGAUCAGCACUAGUGAGCUUCGGGAGGCUAUGAAAAAGCUGUUGGGGCAGCAGGUGGGCCAUCGAGAUAUUGAGGAGAUCAUCCGGGAUGUGGACCUGAAUGGAGAUGGGCAUGUUGAUUUUGAAGAGUUUGUUCGGAUGAUGUCCCGUUGAAGGUUAUUCUCAGCUGAAGAAGGAACCAGCACCUUACAGAGGGCAGAAGAGGACCUAAGUGGAGCAUCUAGCCCCGAUGUUGCCACACAAAGGUUAACAGGCUGGCUGCAUUUGAGACAGUGCAAGGCAACCCGCCUCUCCUCCCCUAAAGUGGUCCCCACGUCCUUCCGCCCUUUCACACUGUGAAAGACUCGCAACCUCCUACAACUGGAAGCGUUCCUCAGAGAUGACGACUGCCGGAAGCUGCAGAGCCAGGACUCGCCACGAUGCUGGGACAUUUGCAACUUUAGACACCUCCUCCCCUGCUUUUUAAUCACCUGCCAACUGCUGCAAAGCAAGCGAAAGAGAGACCGUAUCAGAUGGGUGGACAAGAGUUAAGCCCUCUGGGAUCGGUGGUGGCAGCAGGGUGUGCUGUGCACCUCUUGGUUUCCCUUGGUGACCCAUGUCUGUUUUUGUGGUCUGUGUGUGUCUAUCUGUCUGUGUGGAGUUAUUUAUGCCCCCGGUAAAUUCUCCUGUCUCCUUUUGGUUAUAUUUACUAAGAGCAAAUACAAAUAUACAUUUGGGAAAAACAGAAAAGAGAUAAAUAUGCAAGCUGAA